Messenger RNA from Drosophila bipectinata, 648 nucleotides. NCBI's taxonomy places the organism in Eukaryota, Metazoa, Arthropoda, Insecta, Diptera, Drosophilidae. The record is from RefSeq and is a predicted model, not a curated record.
AUGCAUAUCGACGUGGUCUUAUUCGUGAUACCCUCCGUCUGCUUUCCCUCAGAAUUCUCAUCCCAGCUCACUUCCAACGGAGACAAUGGAACAAGUUCAUCCGAAUGGAGGUCACUAAAUAAGCGGAAUGAGGAAGUGGAAAAACAGACGGAUGAGUUUCAGGAAAAUGGCAACGAUUUUGAUUCAUUUGAAAUAGAGUACUUGGUCACUGGUGGAUAUCGCCCAAAAAACAAUAAUUUGAUUAAAUUUACGGUAUCACUGCGAUAUAAUAAAAUUAAGCAAUUCUUUGGAGAUAAUCACUUUUGCGGAGGAGCUAUUAUACACAGAAAAUGUGUUAUCACAUCUGCCCAUUGUCUUUUUACCAAAAAAGGAAGUUUGGAAAAAGCUGAUUACGUAACCGUUGUGGCAGGCACUCCCAACAGGCUAGAAAGAAUCAGCAGCACUCAGGUCGUUAAGACAAAAAAGCUUAUUCCACAUCCCGAUUACAAUCGAGAAAUGGGCCACAAGUUUGACAUUGGAUUGGUGUUACUUAAUACAGACCUAGUGUUGGGUCCAUCUGUCGCCGUCAUCCUGCUAACCGACAUACCUCCGGCUAAAAACUUGGACUGCCCCGUAGUGGGAUGGGGACAAGUUAUCGAGUUAUCAUAG